UAGUUAUAAAGAAUUUUAACAAAAAGAAAAUAAAAAUCAGAAAAAGACAUUUCUCCUUGAAACACCAAAACCAGUUAAAAUUAUCUUGAAAGACAACCCCACAUUCCACCAAAUCCCCCAUUAAACAAACAGAAAUUCUAAUUCUCUUAUAUCUUUCUUUAUCUCUCAAAAUCUCUCUAUCUCUGAUCCGACCCUCUCUCUGACAGACUACAGUUCGUUAAAGACUAGUCUCAUCUCAUCUCAUGCAGCUGCCAAGAAGAAAAACGCCUCUGUUUGAAACAGUAGGAGCAGGAAUGAAAUACCCAGGUGGUGGUGGAAGAAGAAACAGCAAUCUAUCAAUCAUCGUUGUAAUUUUCUCAAUCUUUCUUUUUGCUGGGUUUAUGUAUAAUGAAGAUGUUAAAUCAAUAGCAGAAUUCCCAUUCUCAACUAAACCUUCUUCUGCUACUACAAAACCUAUUACUACUCAUCAUCAUCGUCAAGAACUUCACCAAGAAAUCUCAACUUCAAUCAAAAACACUGAAGAAGAAGGUGAUAAUAAGAAUUCAAGAACUACUACUACAACUGUUACUAGAAUAGAAUCACAAGAAACCCAUGUUGAUGAUGUAAAACCAUCAAAAAUCCAACAACCCAUUAUUGAAUCAGUGGUGGUUCCUAAACAGAAACCAGAAAUCAAGAAGAUUAUUGAAGAAAUUGAAGGGCCUCCUGAAAGUUGUGAUCUUUUUGAUGGGAAAUGGGUUUUUGAUAAUAUAACUCAUCCUCUUUAUAAAGAAGAUGAAUGUGAAUUUCUGACUGAACAAGUUACUUGUAUGAGAAAUGGUAGAAAAGAUUCUCGUUAUCAGAAUUGGAGAUGGCAACCUACUCACUGUAAUUUACCAAAAUUCAGUCCAAGAUUAUUACUAGAAAAGCUAAGAGGGAAAAGAUUAAUGUUCGUUGGUGACUCGUUGAAUCGGAAUCAAUGGGAAUCAAUGAUUUGUUUUGUUCAAUCUGUUGUUCCUGCUGGAAAGAAAAGCUUAAACAAAUAUGGAUCGCUCUCUGUUUUCCGACUUGAGGAAUUUGACGCAACAGUUGAAUUCUACUGGGCACCAUUCUUAGUUCAGUCGAACUCCGAUGAUCCGACGAUGCACAGUAUCUUAGAUCGUAUAAUCAUGCCGGAAUCGAUAUCGAAACAUGGCGAAAACUGGAAGGGUGUUGACUAUUUGAUCUUUAACACAUACAUUUGGUGGAUGAAUACACCUGACAUGAAAGUCUUGCGAGGAUCCUUCGACGAAGGCGACACGGAAUACGAUGAAAUCGACCGGCCGAUAGUUUACAACAGAGUUUUGAAUACAUGGGCAAAAUGGGUUGAUGAAAACAUAGACCCAAAACAAACAUCAGUCUUCUUCGGUAGUAUGUCUCCUCUCCAUAUCAAGAGUGAAGAUUGGGGAAAUCUGAAUGGGAUCAAAUGCGCGUUAGAGACUAUGCCAAUACGGAACAUGUCGAUGCCGCUGGAAGUUGGAACAGACAGAAGGUUUUUUGUGAUAGCUUCGAAUAUAACAGCGAACAUGAAAGUGCCAGUUUAUUUUCUCAACAUUACAACUUUGAGCGAGUAUAGAAAAGAUGCGCAUACUUCUGUUUACACAAUUCGGCAAGGGAAGCUGCUGACAGCGGAACAGAAGGCUGAUCCACAAACGUUUGCGGAUUGUAUUCAUUGGUGUCUUCCUGGUUUGCCUGAUACUUGGAACGAGUUUCUUUAUGCUCGUAUCAUCUCUCCGCGGUCUUGACCCUGUCGAUCAAUCCAUCUGUCUCUACUUUUUUCUUUUAAUACAUAGAAGAAAAAAAUGAAGAAUUGUGUCAAUUUACUGAUUUUUCUUGCUUGCGAACGGCGAGGUUUUUGUUUUCCUUUUUUUUUUUCCGAAUAUUUUUGUUUAGCCAGAUUGGCUGAUGAAAGUUAUAAAGAAAAUGUAUAUUGAGUUCUGAUCAGAAAGAAAAAAGAAAAUUAAUAAGCAAAA
Papaver somniferum (opium poppy) is the source of this 1988-nucleotide messenger RNA. RefSeq names its product protein ESKIMO 1-like. Lineage: Eukaryota; Viridiplantae; Streptophyta; Magnoliopsida; Ranunculales; Papaveraceae. Gene Ontology annotation, cellular component: Golgi apparatus. The record is from RefSeq and is a predicted model, not a curated record. The transcript is spliced from 5 exons. The coding region runs from base 243 to 1760 and encodes 505 amino acids. Gene Ontology annotation, molecular function: O-acetyltransferase activity.